Messenger RNA from Coffea arabica (coffee), 1259 nucleotides. RefSeq lists its product as uncharacterized. Lineage: Eukaryota; Viridiplantae; Streptophyta; Magnoliopsida; Gentianales; Rubiaceae. Gene Ontology annotation, molecular function: sequence-specific DNA binding; DNA-binding transcription factor activity. Gene Ontology annotation, biological process: regulation of DNA-templated transcription. The record is from RefSeq and is a predicted model, not a curated record.
UGCUCCACUCUCCCCGACCUUUUAAACAUUUCGAUAAGCCUUAUUCUUACCCACUUCAUCUCAAUUUUUAACACCUAAGAAGCAAGCUUCCUCUUAUAAUAAUGCAGAUCUAAGUUUACUAAGAGAUAUCCCAUCCAAAUGGCGGAUCUUCAGCCUACUCCUUGGUCUGCAGAUGAACUAGUAGGAGAGCUACUUGACAAUGAAUCGCCAUUCUUCAUAAUUCCUGAUCAAGUGGCCGAGGCAUCAAACUUGGACGUUGCAUCGAAUCAUUCACCUGUGUAUAACAGGCUAAUGUCCGCUGUUUACUCGGGGCCAACCAUGCAAGAUAUAGAAAGUGCUUUGUCUGUGACCAAGUAUAGAAAUCAAACCGAGCAUGUCUCACAAGCCAGAGUUUCCAUGUUGGACAGAGACUUGAGUAGGACUCAUGAGAACAAUUACAGGUACACGCUGAGAAUUAAGAGUUGCGACAAUGCAUUGGCUGAUGAUGGUUAUAAAUGGAGGAAGUAUGGCCAGAAAUCUAUAAAGAAUAGCCCAAACCCCCGGAGCUAUUACAGGUGCACAAACCCAAGGUGUGGUGCAAAGAAACAGGUGGAGCGGUGCAGUGGUGACCCGGAAACUCUCAUCAUCACCUACGAAGGCCUUCACCUCCACUUUGCUUACCCAUUUUUCCCAUGCAACCGACCACAACAGCAGCAUGUGAAUUCCCCCGCUAAGAAGAAGCAGAGGAAGCCCACGAGUAGUAGCAAUUCACAAGGCAGAAAUGAUCAGGAGGCGCAACGCAGCGUUACUAGUAGUAUAAACGAUGCAGAAGAAAGCCCGGACAAUGUUACCCACUGUAGCCCUGUAAUACCACCACCACCGGCAACAGUCGGCGACGUCAAUACAGGAUGGGAGCAGAAAGGAACAGAGGGCGACUACUCGCCACAAGGCUUGCUUGAAGAUGUGGUGCCAUUACCAAUUCGUAAUCCCUUGAUUAAUCCGACGUCCGUGAAUUCUUCGUCCUCUUCCUCUUUUCCAUCUACUCCAACUUCACCUUCCUCCAUUUCGUGGCCCCCGGGCUAUUCAACCUUAGGCUUCGUCGGAUUUUAGGUUUGUACGUAGCUCUGGUAUUUACUAGUACUAGCUAGGAGACCAUAACUCGUUGCGUAUGAUAUAUGAAUAAUCUAAUUAAUUUCAAUACGAAAUUUUCUUGGUUGAAAAUUGAAAUGUAUAUGUAUACAUCCCCAAAUAUUACAACGAAGUAAUAUCAACAUUUAUCU